AUGGAGAAAGAAAAAUAUGUAUUUGAAGAGAAAAUUUUAUCAUUUAUAGAGAGUGUUCGGGGAUUGCUUUGGGAUCAGGGUUCUGAGAACCAGGAAAGUCCGAGUGCUGGUUCCACCCAUUCAUCGAUUUCUCCUCCGAUAUCGCUGAUGCACGAUAUUACACCGGCAACAUCACCAGCAGUUAUUACUAGUCAACAAACUACUACUACAAUACCCGUUACAAUAUCGCAAAUAUGUACAUCAACAGCUGCUCCACUUGGUAGUCAUCAGAUUUUGAUUGAUCCAGCAACCGGUCAGCAUUUUUUGGUAUCUUCUACACCACCAACACCACAUCCACAAAUAAUCUACCAGCCGGUUUAUUACUCUGCUACACCGGCACAGCCGGUUUAUUAUCAUCCUUUUACAUCUGGAGCCCAUGGUACAUAUGUCGUAGCUGCUACACCAAUAACCGCUGCUCAAACCGGGAGUCAGAUAACAUCGUCACAUAUGACACUUGGGCAGCGCUUUUCUUCAACGCCACCACCGCCGACGGCUGUUCAGAGUAUCACUGGAUGUUUUGUACGCAGUGUUGCUGAUUUCGACGACACAAGAUCGGCAGUAACAACCGACGAAAGGCAUAUGGUUUUCAAACAUCCAUUAACGUCGACAGUAGGAUGUGCAAUGGAUGCAAAACAGAUCCUUGUUUCAAAAAACUCCUUUUCACCGCCACAGUCUUCACCGGUUUUGUCCCAAAAUUGCUCAGUACUGGACAAUUUGUCAGCUACACCAUUGAGUAGUCUGCAAAAGCCCCACGCACAAAUACGCUCACAGGAGACCACAUAUCAGGAAGCUGCUAGUAAGCCAGCCAUUUCCACCAGCGCCACUACUGUAGGACAUGCUCAAACGGAAGAAGGUAAAAGGACCCCGUUAUUUGGUGCCGCACCAGCAUGGUGGGGUGAAAACGAUGCUUCCAAUGUACAAUUACAAAGUGAUAGCGAGAACACAAGGAGUGCGGUUGCCGGAAGUGUCCAUCGGCCAUUAAAAUCGAUUAGGAUGGAUAUUGACUUGAAUGAGCCUUUUGUCGAUGAAGAAGUAAAGAAAGAGAAUAAAGCGAAAGCUGCACAACGUACAUUUUCUUCAACUGCAUUUACUGUUUCCUUCGACAGUGAAGAAGACUCACAAAAAGUAAAUUUAUCACUUCAAGAUGCUGCUAAGAAAACUUCAUCCAGACUUUUAAUGAGGCGAAGUAUGCCGCCAGCUAGAAUACUUUCCAAAGGUACCGCAGCGAAAAUAGCCGGUUUAACAGCUGCGUCCAGUAAUCCGAAGCAGUAUUUGUUGAAUAAGAUGCUGAUGGGGAUUGGUGAAGAAUGCAGUGAAGAGCCAGAUAUAAUUGCCUGCGAACAAGGAAGAAGGAAACCAGAUACUGACGAUACAUUAAGCGAAGCAGGGACUUAUGUUGUUGAUGGUGAUCAUAUGAAUCAGAUGGUGACUUCACAGACUGUCAAAGAUUCGGAUGCAGAAAGUGUUUCAAGUGAAUCGACAACAACCCAAAGCACAGAAAAUCCUCGUCCUACUGUGCCAGUGCGCAUGGGAUCGAUCCUGCCUCAAAUCAAUGAGAAUGUAAGUAACACAGGUGAUGGAACUGAAAAUAAUGAACAUCUCUUACGUGAGCUGCUGCGUCUUAAGUCCGGGCGAGUUGAUCAGCGUUGCGGUACAAGUGAACAUCAAAUUGUUGCACCAUCUACAUCACCGGCUUCGAACUCAUCCCGUCUGACUGCUGCAGCACGAACUCAUGUACGGGUUGCAUGUCGUCCAGAAACUUCUAAGAUGGAGGAACGUCAAGGUAGUUCGCAUCGUUUAUGUACCAUGGCAUCAUCUUCACGUGCAUCGCUGUCAUCCCAAGUACAUCGUACACAACCAAUUAUUGUUGCAAGUGGAAUAAAUGAAAAUACCUUCAGACGUGGUGAUGGUGGUCGAUAUUCGAUGCGAUUUUCUGGUGUUAACAAUAAGGGUCAUUCAAAUUCUGCUGCGGUCGGUCGGAACGAUAAACCACCAUUUCGUGUUGGAGGUACUGGAAGAAAUCAGGCUAGUGGAGCAAAAGCACAUAAGGAAAGUGCUGAGAUGACGGCUUGGUUACGACGUAAGGAUUAUAAUCCAAUGAAAGCAGCAGCUGAAGCAAAGAAAUUGCAGCAAUUGAAAGCACGAGCAGACAAGUUUGCAUCAAAUCGUUCAAUAUCGUUUCAUCAAGGGACUAAAUCCUUUACCAGUAUGCAACCGGUCGUUCGGAAUUCAAAUACAGCUCGUCAUAACCGGUCACAAAAUGAUUUGUCAGUUAGCAAUGCUGCUUGUGGGCCGGAAACAAUUCUUGUCAAUUAUUCAAAAGGCAUCACGAGAGAUUUGAAUAAAUUACGUUCGGUUGAAGCUACUCAGGAUCAGACUCAUAUAGACGGUCUUGAAAAUGCCGUGCAGCAACUUACGAUGAAGUGUAAUCGAAGCAUUGAAUUGAUAAGGAAUUCUCAUCAAGGACAUUUGUCGCAAUCAGUGGAGAAUUUAUUGGAAAUGGCUAUUAAGCCGGUGAAAGAUUGUACGGUAACAGUAACUGAUCAACUGGACCGGUUAUCAGCAGCAUUUGAUGCAAUACAAAAGUAUUUGGAAGUUUCAUCAGCAUCGUUGCCAGCAUCACCGUCUGGUUCAAGUCCCACUGCAUCAGUCACAGCAUUGUCGACCUCUCCAAGUCGACGACCGUGUAGUGCCUACCAAAGUAAGCUUGCAGCAGCCAAGCGCAGUCCGUCAGGUGUAUUCUGUACAUUGGGAAUUCGACUAUAUUACAUUAGGUGCCAGUUGAUCUCAUGGUGUCGUAAUUCCCAUUUGUUGUUAUAUAUCCGAGGAAAAGAGAUAUAACUGAACAUUAGCUAACUGAAAGUAAGUACUUACUUUCCUUUAUCUGUAUUUUUUUGGCUCGUGCAAAAGCUAAUUAUCAUCACAUAAACCACAGAACAAUCGGAAAUCUGAUUUUUCUUGUCUGCCUGUUUUAAAUCUUUUAUUUUCCUCAAUAUAAAUGUUUUCAUGUGAUAAAGACUGUUCUCUUUCUCCUCUAAUUUUUUUGCAGUAAUUUGUAUAAAUUGUUCG
Molecule: messenger RNA, 3108 nt
Organism: Loa loa (African eye worm)
Lineage: Eukaryota; Metazoa; Nematoda; Chromadorea; Rhabditida; Onchocercidae
Exons: 22
Coding region: 1-2880 (959 amino acids)
Source: RefSeq, a predicted model, not a curated record